GAUAAACUUCGUACAACAGAAAAAUAAUAGUUAGUUUUUAAAAGUAAUCGAUAAAUAUUUAUUAAUGAUUUCUAUUAUUUUAUAAUAUUUUACUAACUAGAACUUAGUAAUACAAACAUGUACACUAAAGAUUAUGUUUUAGCGACCACUACAUUUUACAACGAUGAAAAUGGUACAGAAUUGGCGAAUUUUUUUUCAUUGAGGGAUAAUCAAUCUAAAGAAUGGAAUCAUAAAAACUCUGUAGAAUAUCUUCAAAAAAUUGCUGUAGACAAUGAACUAGAUUUUGAAAAUGAAAUCAUUUUACAUCUAAACGUUUUGAAAUCAAUUGGUGAAAAUAAAUAUGAUGAAGCUUUCAAAGGACAAUUGGCAAUUUUACAAAACAUUGUUAAGUAUCUUCAGGCUUCAGAUAAUGAAAACUGGAUGGUGCCACUUGCGAAUACAAUUUGUGUAGAUCUCAGAUACCUCUUAAAUGCAUUUGAUAAAUUUGACUCUUCCAACAAAAAACAAAAAUUGGAAAGGUACAAUGAUUUUCAAAAAAAAUUCAUAGAUAUAAUGAUGAUGUAUUUCCGUAUUUGCUCAGGGGAUAUACGAGCUCCAUCACGCCUAUCCAAACGUUGGACAAUAAUGUUUAUUGUGAAUCAGAUGCUAAAAGUAUAUCAUAAGAUCAAGAAAUUUCAUUUGACGACAGGUUUAACAAAAACCAUUUUUAUGUGCCCAGAUAAAAAUAUGUUUCCGAUUGCACAUGUCGUCACCUUUUAUUAUUAUACUGGCUGCAAAGAUAUAUUUGAAGGAAAAUUUAAUGAUGGUUAGAAAUAUUAUUUAUUAUUUAUAAUAAAAUA
This is a messenger RNA of Sipha flava (yellow sugarcane aphid), 839 nucleotides long. It is a transcript of the gene PCID2, whose product is annotated as PCI domain-containing protein 2. NCBI's taxonomy places the organism in Eukaryota, Metazoa, Arthropoda, Insecta, Hemiptera, Aphididae. Gene Ontology annotation, biological process: poly(A)+ mRNA export from nucleus; post-transcriptional tethering of RNA polymerase II gene DNA at nuclear periphery; transcription elongation by RNA polymerase II. Bases 118 to 810 code for a protein of 230 amino acids. Gene Ontology annotation, cellular component: transcription export complex 2. The transcript is spliced from 6 exons. The record is from RefSeq and is a predicted model, not a curated record. Gene Ontology annotation, molecular function: RNA binding; double-stranded DNA binding.